AUGGACACCAACAUGAUCGAGACCACCGUGUCGAACUCCGAGAACAACGACCGCAAACCUCACGCCACGAUGCCAGACCUGAAGAAGGAGCUGAAGGACCUUCAAAGGAACGCCCACAAAACAAAGAAGACUGUGAGGGGCGCGGGCAAACGACUGGAUGAGCUAAAAGGGCGAUAUGCUGAAAACCAGGGAGGAGAGCAAGCGGGAGGGAGCACAGGAGAGCAAAAGCCAGGGAAGAAGGGUGAGAAAUAG
Messenger RNA from Anthostomella pinea, 252 nucleotides. Lineage: Eukaryota; Fungi; Ascomycota; Sordariomycetes; Xylariales; Xylariaceae. The record is from the annotation of a GenBank genome assembly.